CCACAUAGCCGCCAUAUGACGUGACAGUUGUCAGUAUGUGUCUAGUGUCUUCUGUCUGUUUCUAACCUGGAGUCCGGGGAAGAGAAGAGUAUUUACGCUCCAGCAUAUACUCCGUGUCUGGUUCUAUUGUCAAACGGAUGUGUUAUUAAAGCAAUUAAACGACUUAUUGUGUCAUAAAUCUACCAACCAAUGUGCUAGCAAGCCGUAUAUUAUUAUUGUAAAUAUUAUUGAGUAUAAAAAAGUAAUUUAUAGCAAACAGUUUAUUUACUCGAUCGCUCAACGAUGACCAAGAGUUGAAACUUAACGUCAAAUUAUAUUUUUUUUUAAGACUUUCACUUACAAGUAUAUUUUCUACAUUAUACAUCAACAUCAGUAUUACUGUACGGGUACUAACUACUACACAGCCAUGACCGGCUCCCGGCUCGGAAGAGGCCGCGGCGGCCGUCUAGCUGUCUAUGGAGGCUGUGCAAUUGUUGUUUUUCUUUUAGUAUUUUUAUACCGCGCCGCUACCACUGAAAUGACGAGGCUUAGAGAAUUACAUGUACAGUGUACACACCAGCAGGAAGCUUUAGCCGCUCAACUUCAAGUAAUAUUCGAGUACAAAGAAAGAUUAGAAAAAUCUUUGACUGAAGAAAAAAAUUCGAACGCAGCUGCGAAACAUGAUCUCCAAGAACGUGCCAAUCGCGAGAAAUCUCUAAGAGAUAAAGACAGUAUUGAAGCUUUGCAGAGAUUUAAUUCUCUGCAGCAGGAGCAUAAACUUCUGAAGACCGAGCAUCAAGAUCUGCGUGACGAGUGCGAGAAAGUGCAUAAGCAAGCGUUGGAGGAGAGAAGCCAGCUUGAGACGACGCUGCAGAUGCUGAGGAGCCAAAUAAAGAAAGCCCAGGAGGACAAGGAACAAUCUAUGGAACAUCUGAAGAACAAGUACAUGGAGCUUGAGACUGAGAAGACUAAAAUCGAGAAAAAUUAUAACGAGUUGAUGAAAAGCAACGGGAAUACUGACAGUACUAUUGAACACUUGCGCAAAGAAGUAUUUCAAUUGCAGCGGGAGCUAGAGGAUUCCAAGGCGUCCUGCAAAUCAGCAGCUACUGCAGUUGAAAAAGGAGACAACAAAGCUGUCGAGUCAGUCGGGCAACCCAGCGUUGAAAAAGAACCCAAAAAGAGACUGGCUCAGCAGCAAUCGGCCCCUUCACCCCAACAGAUAAAUUUAGUUGUUAACGUAGCGAAAGAAUCAACUGUAGGAAGUUAUACAAAAUCAAGUACAAAUUCUUCCUCAAUAGUAUCUUCCGAUAAAUUACUCCGAAAUGCUGUCGUGGCGCCUGUUAAAUCAGCUUCACGUGGAAAAUUGCCCGUUGGCGUUCUGCCAAUACCAAAGUUAGUUGAUCAAAAAGUUGAUACCGAAGAACUUAAAAAAAUAAAUCUCAAUCGAAUUUCGCUGAGCGAGGACAACAAAAAAAGCAAUAACAAUUUAAAUAUUGACGGGAAUAAUAAUUUAAACCGUAAUAGUAUUCACAACAACCACAAUGGUGUCAGACAAACAAAAAAUUCAGAAGAGGCACCCGGGAAUAUUGAGCACGAUGUUGACAAGCACGUAGCUGAUCAAAUCCUCGGGAGACAAGAAAAUCCUCCUUGGUAUAGAGUUAAGCCUGGUGUUCAGGAAAUUGGAGACGAACCUAAUCAUCUGAGAAAGCUUCCUGAGCAUGACGUAGCGAUACAGCAAGGUGAUAACGAGCAGUAUGAUAAUGGUGAUUAUUAUAAAGAACCACAACAAAAAAACAGUGAUAUUAAUUUAGAGGAAGGCGAAGAAGAGGAAGAGGAAGAAGAAGAUGGUGAUGAAGAGCCAUUCGAUUAUCAAAAUAAUGCUGGGGAUAAACACAAAUAAAAGAAAGACUUGUGUAAUAUAAAUAUAUAUAUAAAUAUAUACAUAAAAAAGAAAAUAGGGAAGUACCAUUCCAGUCAAUAAGGAUGAUUGUAAAUAAAAAAAAUAUUAUUUUGGCAAGCCUUCUUGAGACUAUUUCUCGUUUUUUAGAGAUAAUGAAUUGGAAUAUAAAUAAAACUAGACAUAGCGCAGUAUAAUCAGAGAUUAAAUAAAUAAUAUAGUAUUUUUUAUAUAGGUCUGAAAACUACGACUGAGUAUAUAUUUUUAAUUUGAAACAUCUGUUUGGUGUGGUUGAAAUUUAUACUAUUAAUAUUUAGUAAAUUAUUAUAAUAAAAUGUUUAAAAUAUGUCAAUUUAUUUAUAAACGCAGACUGAAUCAAUCAGUAUAAUUUUUUACGGUUUAUUUUAUCUAAAAACUCUCGAUGUAUUGUACUUAUUUAUUGCCAAUGCUCGUAAGACGGUUUAUAAACUUAAGACUAUAAAUAAUUAUACAUACUUGAAGAAAAAUAAAUUUAUUACGGACACUUGUGUAAUAU
This is a messenger RNA of Cotesia glomerata, 2411 nucleotides long. RefSeq names its product Golgi integral membrane protein 4-like. NCBI's taxonomy places the organism in Eukaryota, Metazoa, Arthropoda, Insecta, Hymenoptera, Braconidae. The transcript has 8 exons. The record is from RefSeq and is a predicted model, not a curated record. The coding region runs from base 407 to 1879 and encodes 490 amino acids. Gene Ontology annotation, cellular component: Golgi apparatus; Golgi membrane.